Phyllotreta striolata is the source of this 3979-nucleotide messenger RNA. Lineage: Eukaryota; Metazoa; Arthropoda; Insecta; Coleoptera; Chrysomelidae. The record is from the annotation of a GenBank genome assembly.
UGAAUAUUGCGAGAAGUGUGAAGCAUCAUUUUAAGGUAAAUUUUAAUUUUUUAACAUGGACCAUUGCAAAAAGGUAAAUAGGAAGAAAAAUCCAAGAGAAACGGCCAGUUUAGUCUCUAAAUUAAGUUUCGCAUACACGACAGGGCUCUUCAGGAAGGGCUUUAAAAGGGACUUGGAAGAACAGAACGUUUACGAUGUUAUCAAACCGUGUAAAUCCAAGACUUGCGGAGACAAAUUGGAGAAGCAAUGGUCAAUUGACAGUACCAAAUCCAAAUCCAUUUAUCGACUAUUAUGGAACAGGUUCGGUUGGAGAUACUUGUUCAUCGGAUUCGUGGAUUUAAUCUUUAAAAUAUCAAACAGUGUUCUAGAGCCGACAUGCAUUAGUAGCAUAGUAGAGAACAUGGAGGAACAAACGCCGGCCGCCCAACAGCAAACAUACAUUUGGGCGGCGGUUUUAAUAACAAGCAAUUUCAUUAACACCGUCUACACUCACAAUUGCAUGCUGUGGACGACGCAAUUGGGAAUGGAAAUGAGAACAGCCUUUUCCGCUCUCUUGUACAGGAAGGCUUUGAGGCUCACGCCGACCGCUGUGUCGAAAAUAAAUUUAGGAAACAUCGUCACGCUAAUCACUAAAGACGUCCAAUCGUUUCAACUGUCCAUUUGGAUGUUCAACGACAUGUGGAAUGGCACCAUACAGAUGUUUGUGUGCUGUUAUAUUUUGUACAACAAACUGGGGGUGUCUUCCCUUAUUGGUAUUGGGAUGAUUUUGAGCGUCCUGCCGUUACAAAUAUUCCUUAGUAAACUCAUCAAUAAAUUUAGAUAUGAAACUGGCAAAAAAACUGAUGAAAGAUUACAAGAAACGCAAGAAACCUUAUCCACAAUAAAGAUCAUCAAAAUGUACACCUGGGAACAAUUUUUUAGUAACAAGAUCAACAAAUCCAGACGAGAGGAAGCGAAGAAAAUUCUAAUUUCGUUCCACCUGAAAAUGACGCAAAUCGUCUCGGGUAUCUUAUUCUCGAAAUUGGGAUUCUACGUUUUCGUCAUGUCCUACAUCGGGAUGGGUUACAACGCCAACACGAUUUACAUAUUCUACGCCAUUGAUGUGUUCAAAGACCUCGAAUACAAUUUGGGCCAGCUGAUACCCUACGGAAUGGGCAGGGCCGCAGAACUAUUUUCCGCAAUACGAAGAAUAAACCAAGUGAUUUCAGCCGAGGAAUUACCGCCUAAAGUAGGAUCGGAGGAAGCGACUGAUCAGCCUAUAUUAGAGCUGAAGAACGCCAGCGUGCACAUCAACGACAACCUGGUGCUCAAUAAUAUUUCUUUUAGAGCCAAUUCCGGGUUGAUAUUGGUCACAGGAAAAGUCGGUUGUGGAAAAAGCUCAUUUCUCAAAUCCUUAUUGCAGGAUUACCCUCUAUCUGCAGGCUCCAUCAUGUCGCGCGGAAGGAUUUCCUACGCUUCUCAGGAUCCUUGGUUGUUUCCAUCCUCUAUCAAGCAGAAUAUUUUGUUCGGAGAAGAGUUCAAUGAAAAAAGAUAUUUAGAAGUAGUUAGAGUCUGCGCUCUGGAGUACGAUUUCAAAUUGCUUGACAAAGGCGACGAAACGAUCGUUUGCGAUCGCGGUUUGAACCUCAGCAAAGGCCAGCAGGCUAGAAUAAACUUAGCCAGGGCGGUGUACAAGGAGAGCGAGAUGUACCUGCUGGACGACUCCCUGACGGCCUUGGAUAGUCAGGUUCAGGAUUACAUUUUCAACGAAUGCAUCCGAACGUUUUUGGCGUCGAAGCUUUGCUUGCUGGUUACGCAAAACGUCGCCCAGAUCAAAGAAGCUGAUAACGUUCUGGUGUUGGAUAACGGGGAAAUAAAGAGUUUCGGUAGAGUCGAUAGUAAGGUAAUUGAGGAGAUAAGCGAGGCUGUUAAUGAGGUGAAAGAAACGCCACAUGAAAAGCAAAUUGAACAAGUCGAAGUUGAUGACGAUGAUGAUAUUGAUGACGUGUAUUCGGAGGAAACUAAAUUAUUGGAAGAAGUCGAACAAAGCAAUAAAAAAAGGGUGUACGCGGAAGUAACCAAGAAAGGGAAGGUUUCCUUCAGCAUCUAUAAGGAUUACCUAAUGUACGGUGGAGGAGUAUGCGCCUUGUUCUUGAACUUUCUUUUCUUUUUUUCUGCGCAAGCAACAGAGAGCUUUUCGGAUUAUAUAUUAGCAAGUUGGACAGACAAGAAGGAAGCGAUCCAGAACUAUCAAAACUCAACCCUCAAUCAAACCAUCGCCAAUCAAACUACAGUUAACCAAACUUUAUUAGAGUUGGAGGAGCAAGCUUCACUAAGAUUGCAUUUGUAUUCAGGCAGCAUAUUUUUAUUGGCGCUGCUAAAUCUUAUCCGUACGUACUCGGUUCUUGAACUAAGCAGAAGAGCGUCGGUAAAUAUCCACAAAGUCAUAAUUAAGAAGAUAAUAAACGCUCGUAUGGCAUUUUUUGACACCCACUUCUUAGGAAACAUACUCAACAGAUUCUCGAACGACUUCUGCAAUGUUGACGAGCAAAUACCCUUCGUUAUAUUCGAGGUGUUAAGGGUAUUAUUUGAACUUGGCGGUAUUUUAUUCAUUUUGGUCAGCUUAAACGGAUCAUUUCUAAUAUUCGCCAUAAUUUUAUUUUUCCUUCUACUAGUAUUACGAAAGUACUAUUUGCCAACAGGUCGUAGCCUGAAGCGACUGGAAGCCACAACUAGAAGUCCGAUGGUGGGACAUCUUAACGCCUCUUUGGAAGGUCUCACCACGAUUAGAGCGUACAAAAUGCAAACUCUUUUAAUCGACGAGUUCGAUAGACACCAGGAUUUGUUCACGUCCGCCCAUUACAUGUGGCAAUGCACCACAAUGGCUUUCGGCUGGGCUAUGGACUUCUGCUGCGCCAUCUUCAUCGCUUGUGUUGUUCUUUCGCUCGUCUUGCUCGAUUCGAAUUAUACCGCUGGACAAGUCGGUUUGGCGAUAACUCAAGUGAUAGCGCUCUCGGGAGAAGUGGAAUGGGGGGUCCGCCAGUGGGCCGACCUGGAAAGCCUCAUGACGUCGGUGGAGCGGUUGUUGGAGUACGCGCAAAUAAAAACGGAAAGUCCGGAAGGGAAGGAAUUGAGCGAUUGGCCGAGAGAUGGGGCCGUAACGUACGAGAACGUGUCUCUGAGCUACAACGACAGCGAGUUGGUGUUGAAGAAUUUAAGUUUCUCGAUCGCGCCCAGGGAGAAGGUCGGCAUAGUGGGCAGGACGGGAGCGGGAAAAUCGUCGAUAAUUUCGUCGAUAUUUCGCCUGUACGAGGUCGAGGGAAAUAUAUUCAUCGACGGUAUGAGCAUAAGGGUGCUGUCGAUGAAGUUCCUGAGGAAGAAAUUAGCGAUCAUACCGCAAGAUCCCGUGCUGUUUUCUGGCACAAUAAGAACUAAUUUGGAUCCUUUUGAAGAGUACUUAGAUGAAGAUCUGUGGGUAGCUUUAGACAAAGUGGGUUUAAAGAGUAUAAUAUACAGUUUGAGCCAGAGCGUUAAGAGCCACGCUUCGACGUUCAGCUCGGGACAAAGGCAGUUACUAUCGGUGGCUAGGGCUAUACUGCGUAGAAGCAAAAUAAUUAUUCUUGACGAAGCCACUGCCAAUAUGGAUAAUGACACCGAUGUCAUGCUUAACGAAAUCAUCAGAACAAAUUUCAGCGAUUGCACUGUUUUGACCAUAGCUCACAGGUUGGAGACGAUUUUAGGUAGCGAUAGGGUGAUGGUUUUAGACAGAGGCGAGAUCAGAGAAUUCGAUGCACCUCGCAUGUUGUUGAAAAAUGAAGACGGGAUGUUUUAUAAGUUAGUCGAGCAAGCUGGAUUGCUUAAUUAUUUAAAUGACAAAUAAACGAUUUUAGGUAAAUCGUUAAAUGUAACGGCUGAUUUAAAUAGUUAAUUAAUUUUAAUUAAAUGUAAAUAUAAUAUGCAUGUAUACUAUAGGUUCUUUUAAUUAAAUUGUGUAUAUUCA